Messenger RNA from Pyricularia oryzae 70-15, 543 nucleotides. RefSeq lists its product as uncharacterized. NCBI's taxonomy places the organism in Eukaryota, Fungi, Ascomycota, Sordariomycetes, Magnaporthales, Pyriculariaceae. The coding region runs from base 1 to 543 and encodes 180 amino acids. The record is from RefSeq and is a predicted model, not a curated record. The transcript has 4 exons.
AUGCAGCCACUAUCCAGCCAGCCCGUCCCUCGAUUCCUGGAGGGUCUCCAGACCCGUGCUGCUGGGCUGUGGUCCGGCCCUUGCGACGCCCAUGCGGCCACUCGUCAGCCCUGCGAUUGCGCCCGUGGCUGGCGAGCAGGCCGGCGUCCCGGUCAUCAGCUGCGAGGAGUGGGGCGCGCCGAGAGUGGCAAAGGUUUAUCGGGUUUUGGAGGAUCGCAAGACAUGAGGGGUUUGGGGUUUGACGGGGGGUUUGACGAGGGAUGUGGAAAAAGCAAAAUUGUUGAUUUGGGGGUGGAUAGUUUCACCCAUGUGUUGCUGCAUCUUUUGGGGCAAGAUUCCUCAAGGAAAUGCCUGGGGGCUGCUGGCACCCGCUUGCUGCAAUGCACUCCUUUUGCUGGCAUCGCGGGGCAACGGCAGCAGCGGCAGCAGCAGCAAUCAGACCCCACCACCAUGGCGAGCAUUCUCUGUUUCGCUGCCGUUUGCCUCCCCUUUGCGGGUGCUUCGGUCGCGUCAAUCUACAGUCACACGUUGGGAAUGGUUUGA